AAAAUUAUGAUAAAAAUUCAUGAAAGCAGAUUGAAGAAAUUAUCGAAAUAUGAAAUGAGAAACAAAUCGAGACAAUGAUUAGAUUAGAUUAUGCUGUAAGGCAUGUGUGUGUCUUGGUUCCUGGUUGGUUGGAAGUCUGUAUUCAAACAAACAAUGAACAAAUAUUUUUUUUUGUGGCCACUCAUUUUUAAAAAAAAAAUCGUUCUUUUGGCAAAAAAAAAAAAAAAUUUUCAACAAUGAUGUUAAAUGUAACGACAAUGUUGUCGUUUAUUAUAUUGAUCACUAUGAUCAUUAAUUCAAUGGCUCAAUCUACGAUAAUGACCACAAAUAUUGUUGAUGAUUCAUCUGAAUCAUCAAUUGAUUUUAAAUAUCGAAAAAAUUUAUUAAUAGAUCCAUUACGAAGAUGUUGUUCAGUAGGACAUACAAUAGGCAGAGAUCAUGAUUCAAAAAGUUGUUCAACAAAAACAAAAAGAAUAACAAGAAUACGUAAAAAAUUAAACACACCAUUUGAACAAACAUUCUGUGAACAAAUCUAUCAGGUAUGCUGUCAACAGUCAUUAUGGGAACAACGUUGUAAUGUUGGCCGUUCGAUGGCUAUUUUGGUAAUGAAUCAUACACAAAUAACAACAUGUGAAGAACAAUUUUUACGUAAACAUUCAUCAACAUAUGAUCAGGAAUCAUAUCGUUGCUGUAAAGAAUGCAUUUCUGGCAUAUCAGUUGCCAAUUAUUUUGGUUCAUUACAACAUUGUCAUCGAAUGAAUAGAAUUAUUAAUUAUCAAUUAUCAUCCGUUUGGAGUAUUGUUGAAAAUCAAUUAUUGCCAUCACCAUUUUUUGAAUGCUGUCGUCAACAAAUUUAUUCAUACAAUCGUAACAAUGAAACAAUUAUAACAAUAGAUGAUAUUGAUUUAAGUGAAUUUGAUUAUGCAAAUGGAAUGGUAGACAUUACGAUUGAUGAUGAUCAAUCAAUUGUGAUUGAAAAUUCAGAUAAUAAUCAAAAGGAAAAUACCAGUGAUGAUAAUCAUAAUUGUUCAAUUGGUUUUCGUUGGGAUCGAAUUGAACAAAUAUGCAAAGAUAUAAAUGAAUGCCAAAUUGGAACACAUACCUGCCAUGAAGCAUUAAGAUGUGAUAAUACAAUUGGAUCAUUUUUAUGUGUUAGAGUUCAAGAUUGUGGCACAGGUUAUACAAUUAAUGCUGAUACAUACGAAUGUGAUGAUAUUGAUGAAUGUCAAUUAAAUAUUCAUCAUUGUGGUCCUGAUUAUAGUUGCCGUAAUACACAAGGUUCAUUUAAAUGUGAUCGUAUUCGUUGCCCCAAAGGUCAAGCAUUAGUUAAUGGAUUUUGUCGUCGAACAAAUUGUGAACAAUCAAAUAUGGUAUUCGAUUAUGAAACUGGCCUUUGUCAACCGAAACAAAAUCCCUGUUUUAAUGAUCCUUGUUUACCAACGGAAAGAUGCAUUCUGAAAGCAGAUAAUAACGAUGAAUUUGAAUGUGUAUCAAUUUGUUCAACUGGAUAUCGAUUUAAUCCAAAAGAAAUGAUAUGUGAAGAUAUCGAUGAAUGUUUUGAACAAAUAGAUCGAUGUGGACCUAAUCAACAAUGUAAAAAUAGUGAUGGCUAUUAUCAAUGUCCUUGUAAACCUGGUUAUGAAUUGAAUCAACAUAGGCAAUGUGUCGAUACGAAUGAAUGUCUUCAAGUUGAUAUUAUUAUGGAAUGUAAUCGACAAUCAAUGACCUGUUUCAAUACAAUUGGAUCAUAUCGAUGUGGUUGUGGUAUUGGUUUCGUUUGGGAUACAAUAACAAAACGAUGUCAAGAUGUAAAUGAAUGUCUACGAUAUGAAUGGAAUUAUUGUGAACAUUCAUGUGUGAAUACAAUCGGUGGUUAUAGAUGUGAAUGUUUUAAUGGUUAUCAAUUAAUGGCAAAUAAACAUAAUUGUACAGAUAUUGAUGAAUGUAUGGAUUGGCAUCCGUUUGACAGUGUAUCCAAUAGUCAAUCAUCAUUAUUAUCAUCAUCAUCAUCAGAAUUAAUUUAUCAAACAGAAUGUCAUGGUAUUUGUCGUAAUCAAAUUGGUUCAUAUCGAUGUGAAUGUCCAAAAGGUUUCCAACAAGAAACUGGUAAUCAUUGUGCUGAUGUAAAUGAAUGUGAUGAUCAUACAAUUUGUCCAUAUUCAUUAUUGAUACCAUCAUCAAGAAAACAUUGUAUCAAUUUAAUUGGAUCAUAUGAAUGUGCUGAUAUUGAAUGUCCAAUUGGAUAUGAAUUUAGACGUACAAAACAAAGUAUUCAAUGUAUAUGGAUGGAUAAAUAUAAACAACUUCAAUCGCUGAAUGAUUAUCAUCAAAAUGAUUAUCUUUAUUAUUCAAUUUAUCGUACAAAAACAAGAUUUUUAAAUGGUACAAAUUCAAUGUAUUUAUAUACAGUACGUUUAGAUUCACAACCAAAGAAUCGGGCAUAUUUUACAUUACAAUUGAAUAAUGCUUACGGGCUACCAAUACAAUAUCCAGAAUUGAUGAAACAAUAUGAUCCUAAUUCAAACGAUUUUCAAUUAGCUGAACGUAGCCAUUUUCAUUUACGUUUAAAUGAACGUGGAAAUGAAGCAAAUGUUGAAAUUAUUUGGCCAUUGUAUGGACCACAAAAAAUUGAAUUAGAAUUAUUGUCCACCGGAUAUCGAUUAGGAACAUUUACACGACAACGAUCAAUAUUAACAUUAUUUGUUAGUGAAUUCGAUAAAUUUUGAUUUCACUUUCUUUUAAAAAAAAAACAUUUAUCAUUUUGUUCGUAUCGAUUAUUUUCA
Dermatophagoides farinae (American house dust mite) is the source of this 2783-nucleotide messenger RNA. Lineage: Eukaryota; Metazoa; Arthropoda; Arachnida; Sarcoptiformes; Pyroglyphidae. The record is from RefSeq and is a predicted model, not a curated record.